AGGGUGCAAUUCCCGCACACCUUGCCUUUUUAAAUUUCCUUCCAGAUCCGCUGAAUCGAACCCUAACCCUAGCUCCAACCUAUAAUUACUUCAAUUGAGAUGUGCGAUGUUUAAUUAAUGGAACUUCGAAGGCAAGAGCCCCAUAGUCAGCAGGGAAAUUGGAAUGUGAGUUCCUGGCCUUUGCUAGUUGCCGGUUGCCACUAGCUUCUUUUAAAGUAACUGUUAAAGAAAAUGAGGAGAGGGUGCUUUGUGAAGAACUUAAUAGCUUUUGUAGGAGUGGUGAUUUCUGUCUGUUGCCUUUUGGUGAUUAUGGUAUCAGUUCUCCAGCUUCCAGAGGUAUCACUCAGAAAUGAAGUAACAGGCCCUAACAGAACCAUUAGGAUCAGGAAGGUUUCCAAGGAUGAAGAAAUUGGGAGAUUUGGUGAGAUGAUGAUUGAAAUGUUGCCAGAAGAUCUUGCUUUUACAGUCUUUGUACCGUCGGAGAAAGCUUUCCAGCGUGAUCUGAGGCUACGGCUGAAUGAUAGUUUGGUAGCAGAGAAGAGGAAUGAUACAUAUGCUGUAGUUUCCCGCAUACUGGGCUUCUCAGCUGUUCCUCAAACUCUUUCUUCAGCUACAGUAUCCUCUAGUAAAGAGGUCUUCUAUGAUUCCUUAUCUGGGUUUACGUUGUACAUUUCAAAGGAUUUAGAUGGAAUGCUGGUAGUUAAUAGAAUUCGAUCAGAAAAGGUAGACCUCAGGAGAGGGCAGAUUGUUGUACAUAUUAUGGAUGGGGUGAUCAUGGAUGCGGAGUUUGAACAGGCAGUUCAACCUGAUUACACUGAAGAAGAUUGAUUAGAAACAAGGCAUGAAUCUUUCAAAAGACUGAGUUCUUGCUGUAUCGCCUGUGCCUGUCAGGUUUUAACUUGUAAGGUGUAAAUUGAACAAGAUAUAUCUUUGUUUGGGGGAUAGCGUAGUUUUAUCUAUUUAAAACCUGACUCUUUCAUA
Messenger RNA from Populus trichocarpa (black cottonwood), 981 nucleotides. RefSeq lists its product as uncharacterized. The transcript is spliced from 2 exons. Bases 232 to 828 code for a protein of 198 amino acids. The record is from RefSeq and is a predicted model, not a curated record. NCBI's taxonomy places the organism in Eukaryota, Viridiplantae, Streptophyta, Magnoliopsida, Malpighiales, Salicaceae.